Messenger RNA from Branchiostoma belcheri (Belcher's lancelet), 1136 nucleotides. RefSeq lists its product as uncharacterized. The record is from RefSeq and is a predicted model, not a curated record. Bases 1 to 918 code for a protein of 305 amino acids. The transcript is spliced from 6 exons. Gene Ontology annotation, molecular function: protein binding. NCBI's taxonomy places the organism in Eukaryota, Metazoa, Chordata, Leptocardii, Amphioxiformes, Branchiostomatidae.
AUGUUUUUCCUACAGCACUUCGUCAGAACCAGCGGCCUGCUAUAUCUACAAUCCGCGGCGAAGGGGAGUUCUUCUAAGCAACCUACGAGAGGAAGACUUGCAGAUGACGUGCCCAACGACAACCGACCCCCCACCCACGGAAUCUACUGUGCAGACCUGAACAUCGCCGUGCAAAACGUACAGGACUCUCGUGCUGAAAUCACAUGGUUUCACGACGGUAAAGCUGCAAGUGUGGACCUGACAGGAUUCGUCAUUCAGUACCAAAUCUUUGGGCAGAAGUCGUGGAUAGAUACACAAGACAUUCACCACAAUGGCCGUAACUUCGCCAUAGUCGACCUUCUUCCCAACACGCCCUACCAAGCAUGUGUGGCCGUUCUUUGCAAGGAUGAGCCUAGAAAGCCAGGACUGGACCACUGUGUGACAUUUACAACGAAGAUGAGAUCUACAACAAUAGUCGGCUUGGCCAUAGGCAUCCCAUCGUUGCUGGUCAUUCUGUGCCUAAUGGCGGCAAUCGUCAUUGUCCUGAAAAAGAGAGGGCCUUUCUCUACAGAGCAAGAUGCUGGCCACACCCCUGAGCGUCCUCAACCCCAGGAAGCCAACCACAGCCCGGCUGACGCUGCAGUACGUCCUGAUCGGGAAAACAGGUACCAAAACGCAGGAUUCGAAGAGGAGCCAGGGGCUGAUGGAAUCACCAGCUCAUAUCUGGAUUUGGGCCAAGCUGGGGACGUCCUCAACUCGGCAGCCGGGGAGCCACCUGGGAACCGAAGGUUCUCCGAAAGCUCCUUUAACAACCCCGUCUACACGGCGGACAGCGUCAACGAAAACAUCUACACGAGAGUCAACGACGACGCCCUGGAAGGAGCAAUGGCAAGAGCGUCAUCCGCAGAGGAAGACGUUUACAUCGAUGUUAUCGCUUAAUCGAUAAAUUUGAGCCUGCAUGCAGUAAAACUAUGGCCCGCUUUACACACACCAUUUGUAAGUCGACUCAGCGAAGUUGACUUGAAAAAUUUCUGUUCACACACGAGGCUGCAAAGCAACUUGGCACUCCCGCUGUGCCACCCUCCCCUCAAGUUGACUUGGUGGCUCGGUAUUGUCUGACUACUACGCAGAGACACUCAAGUCGACUUCGCCCGUUU